GAGGGCUUACUCACUCUUCCAUGAAAAUUUUUCUGAGAAUUACAGAAAACAUAGUUCAGCAAGUUGCCUUUUUAUUUCAUAUCUCAUCAUCAUCACUUUCUUUACCUUUUAAUAGAGAGGAUAUCACUGUCAUGUUUUUCUUUUUUUUAUAAAAAAAAAAUUAAUCCAUUCCUAUGAGAAUUACCCCAUAUAUUUUUAUCGCCAAAGUGAGUGGAUCAUUUUUUUUUUCCUUUACCCGUGAAACUCGCAUAAAAAAAAGGAGAAUUCCCUCUCUUCAUAUAAAGAGAAGUAGAACUAUAGAAUAAUCAUCAUUCGCCUCUCUCUCUCUCUAUCUCUCACUCUCUCCCCCUUCCUCAUCUCUACUUCUGAAAUAUAAACUAUAAGAGAGAAAUAAUUCUUCCUAGUAACUGAUAAGGUAUAUAAGCGAUUCAUCAAACCAAAUUUUGCAUAUCCUUCAGUUUGAAAUUUUUUUUCUAAUUUUCUUUUAUUAUUUUGGCAAAGUCUUUUUUUCCCUCUUUCUUUUUGUGCUUUGAUAUUAGAUCAAGUCUUCCUUUUCCUUCUCCCACCUCUGCCCACUCUGAGCAUCCGCAUCUGCGCAUCUUUCUUUCUUUUCUGUCUUCCAACAUGACAGCCAGAUUAUCACCACAAUUUUUAAGAUUGGUCUCACAAGCAUAGGUCAUGACUUGCAAUGGGAUGGCUUUCUUCCCAGCUAAUUUCAUGCUUCAAACUCCCCAUGAAGAAGAUCAUCAUCAACCUCCCACUUCUCUCAACCCAAUUCUACCCUCAUGCACACCCCAAGAAUUCCAUGGGGUGGCAUCAUUUCUAGGGAAGAGGUCAAUGUCAUUUUCAGGGAUUGAUGCCUCGUGUCAUGAAGAAGCUAAUGGAGAGGAUGAGUUGUCCGAUGAUGGCUCACAAGCAGGAGAGAAGAAGAGAAGGCUUAAUAUGGAACAAGUGAAGACCCUUGAGAAGAACUUUGAAUUGGGUAACAAGCUUGAACCUGAGAGAAAAAUGCAGCUGGCUAGGGCUCUCGGUCUGCAACCAAGACAGAUUGCUAUAUGGUUCCAAAACAGGAGGGCUAGAUGGAAGACUAAACAGCUUGAGAAAGACUAUGACCUCCUCAAGAGACAGUUUGAAGCUAUCAAAGCUGAGAACGAUGCACUCCAAGCUCAGAACCAGAAGCUUCAUGCAGAGAUAUUGGCACUGAAAAGCAGGGAACCAACUGAGUCUAUUAACCUCAAUAAAGAAACCGAGGGUUCUUGCAGUAAUAGAAGUGAAAACAGCUCUGAAAUCAAACUGGAUAUCUCAAGGACACCAGCUAUUGAUAGCCCCCUAUCUAAUCAUCCAACAAGCAGGACCCUUUUUCCAUCUUCAUCUAUAAGGCCUACAGGUGUGGCACAGCUAUUCCAAAACAGCUCUUCAAGGCCUGAUCACAUCCAUUGCCAGAAGAAUAUUGAUCAAAUGGUCAAGGAAGAAAGCCUUAGCAACAUGUUCUGUGGCAUUGAUGAGCAAUCUGCGUUUUGGCCAUGGCUUGAGCAGCAACACUUCAAUUGACUCACUGCAAUCGAUACUUCUGCUACUGCCAUAAUGAAAUUAAUAUACGCCACUAUAUGCAGUUUGGCAAUGUUUUUCAAAUCAUCGAGAGGGCAGCUACCUUAUUUUAUAAAUCCAUGUGUUGGUACUUAGGUUGGUGUAUAAAGUAGGACUCAUAUCAAGUUGAAAUUUCAGGUUGGUGGGGGUGGAGUGGGGGAGCUGAACAUCAUCUUUUAUGAGGAAUAAAGGAGUUUGUCUUUGGGUUACAUACCAUGUUUUUCCUGGAGAGUUAGAGAGAUGUUUGCUAGGUUGGAUCAUGGAAUCCAAGUGAUGAAAUAUAUAUUUGUUAGUGACCGGUUGGAGCUAGCAUUAGCAUGGGCCAUGAAAUAAAAAAGGGAUUCCUUCCUUACA
Molecule: messenger RNA, 1941 nt
Organism: Hevea brasiliensis (rubber tree)
Lineage: Eukaryota; Viridiplantae; Streptophyta; Magnoliopsida; Malpighiales; Euphorbiaceae
Product: homeobox-leucine zipper protein ATHB-13
Exons: 3
Coding region: 679-1551 (290 amino acids)
Biological process (GO): positive regulation of DNA-templated transcription
Cellular component (GO): nucleus
Molecular function (GO): sequence-specific DNA binding; DNA-binding transcription factor activity, RNA polymerase II-specific
Source: RefSeq, a predicted model, not a curated record